Molecule: messenger RNA, 588 nt
Organism: Neltuma alba
Lineage: Eukaryota; Viridiplantae; Streptophyta; Magnoliopsida; Fabales; Fabaceae
Product: heavy metal-associated isoprenylated plant protein 28-like
Exons: 3
Coding region: 61-552 (163 amino acids)
Molecular function (GO): metal ion binding
Source: RefSeq, a predicted model, not a curated record
UAGGAAGCUUAAGACAUUUGCUUCCCAAGCAUUAAGCUCUCUUCAAUUCCAACUUUCAUCAUGACGAUAGUAGAGAUCAGCGUGAAUAUAGACUGCGAAGGUUGUGAACGCAAGAUAAAGAAGGCCCUUCAAAAGCUACCUGGAGUUGAUGAUGUUGACAUAGACAUGAGAAUGCAGAAGGUAACUGUGAUGGGAUGGGCAGAUCAAAACAAGGUUCUGAAGGCUGUGAGGAAGACUGGUAAAAAGUCAGAGCUGUGGCCAUAUCCAUACGAACCAGAAUAUCAGGGCUUCGUCCGCCAUUACUGCAACAAUAAUAACAACUACAGCUAUGAAUAUGACAAUGAUGAUGACGAUAAUGGAAGAAGAAGACGAAGAAGAAGAUCUGUUUCCAACUAUUAUUCUUCGUCUUCUUCUUACAACCAUUACAAGCAUGGGUAUACUAAUGGAGACGACUUUGGGUACUACCAGCAGCCAAUUGGUUCAAUGGUGGUCAGUGAAAAGGCCAUGUCUGUGUUCAGUGAUGAAAACCCUCAUGCUUGUGCUAUAAUGUGACAUGUAUAUAUAUUCAGUUUCAUGUGUUCUUCCCCC